AUGGCUGUACUUUUAGUCACAACCGGUGCUACAGUGACAUUCAGGGCACUAGUGAGCCAAGUGCUAACCUCCAACUUUGUCCAAAAAGCCCAAAAUGCAGGUUUUUCCAAAAUAGUGCUACAAUACGGCAACGAAAUCCACGGGGAGAAACAUCAAAGCCGGCAAUUCUUUGACAAGUGCCUUCGUGGAAGCAACCUCGUUUCAUCGCUCAAGUUGAAAGAAAAGAGCAACAACAAAAACGGAUCGGUUUCAUUCCUGGCGCCGGAUUUCGAGCUAGUUUGCUUCCCCUUUACGCCAAACAUCACCGAUUACAUCACUCAGGCAGAUGUAGUCAUCUCGCACGCGGGGACAGGUUCGAUAAUAGACACGCUCCACAGGAAUAAGAAGUUGGUUGUAGUGGUGAAUGAGCAGCUCAUGGAUAACCACCAGAGGGAGAUUGCACGAGAGUUUGCAGCGUCGAAUUACUGUAUGCGAUUCGAGUGUGACAAGUUGGGCACCGAUCUGUUCGGGACAACGUUGCAAAAAUUGCUUAAUGAUGAGAUUCGCUUCGAUCGGUUCCCUGUUAGUGACGGAGCCGUUCUUGAGACUAUCUUGAUGGAGGAACUCAGCGCGGCGUAA
Messenger RNA from Lodderomyces beijingensis, 618 nucleotides. NCBI's taxonomy places the organism in Eukaryota, Fungi, Ascomycota, Pichiomycetes, Serinales, Debaryomycetaceae. The record is from the annotation of a GenBank genome assembly.